AUGAAGGAUUUGGGUUCUCUACGAUAUUUCUUGGGUAUUGAGGUAGCCUACUCACCUAGAGGUUAUCUUCUCUCUCAGUCGAAAUAUGUUGCAGAUAUUCUUGAGCAGGCUAGACUUACUGAUAAUAAGACCGUCGAUACUCCGAUUGAGGUUAAUGCAAAGUAUUCUUCUUCUGAUGGUUUACCUUUGUCAGAUCCUACUUUAUACCGUACUGUUGUUGGGAGUUUGGUAUAUCUCACUAUUACUCGUCCAGAUAUUGCAUAUGCUAUUCAUGUUAGUCUUUUACUUCCAUCCACCUUUUCCUUGGAGCUGCGUGCAUACUCUGAUGCUGAUCAUGGCAGUGAUCUCACGGAUCGCAAGUCUGUUACUAGUUUCUGUAUCUUUUUGGGUGAUUCUCUUAUUUCUUGGAAGAGCAAGAAACAAUCCAUUGUUUCUCAAUCUUCAACCGAAGCAGAAUAUCGUGCUAUGGCAUCUACUACCAAAGAGAUUGUUUGGUUACGUUGGUUACUUGCAGAUAUGGGCAUUUCUUUUUCUCAUCCCACUCCUAUGUAUUGUGACAACUAA
This is a messenger RNA of Pistacia vera, 564 nucleotides long. RefSeq lists its product as uncharacterized. Bases 1 to 564 code for a protein of 187 amino acids. The record is from RefSeq and is a predicted model, not a curated record. The transcript is spliced from 2 exons. Lineage: Eukaryota; Viridiplantae; Streptophyta; Magnoliopsida; Sapindales; Anacardiaceae.